Molecule: messenger RNA, 2879 nt
Organism: Trichobilharzia szidati
Lineage: Eukaryota; Metazoa; Platyhelminthes; Trematoda; Strigeidida; Schistosomatidae
Source: the annotation of a GenBank genome assembly
CACUGACACGUAUUUGUUUUAAUUUGCCUAACAGGUGAGCGUUCGAGAUUUGUACUAGCAUGAUUAUCAAGCCAACUUCUUCGGUCAUGGACAGUGAUAUAAUGACGAGAGUUAGUUCUCCUGCUGUCCGACAGAAGCGCAGCUCCAUGACUCUAGAUAAAAGCUCUCGGAAACGAAGGAAGUUCGAAACCACUAGUGCUCCUCAAUCCCCGUCGGAACAAGUGGGUUCAAACUACAAACAGAGAAGAAACAAUAUUUCAGCUCCUUCUAAUCUGGGAAUCGCUCUCUUCUUGGGUGUUGGUGAUACUGGUCAGCUUGGAUUGGGGCCAGAUAUAACGGAGCGCUCAAGACCAGCUCGUCCUAGUUCGGAAAGCCUUAGUGCUCUACAGAUAACUGAGGAGAAAUCCCAGUCUUAUUUCACACAAAUAUGCUGUGGAGGCAUGCAUUCGGUUUGUCUAACGGCAUGUGGGAAUGUUGCUACAUGUGGUUGCAAUGACGAAGGAGCGUUGGGGAGAACCACUCAGACGGAAUCCGGGACUACUGAUAAUGAUAGUCGCAGUGGUUUACAUCCCGUCGUAGACGAAUGCCAUCUCGGUCUGGUAUCAUUCCCAGUAAAGGUGAAAGUAGUAAUGGUGUCGGCUGGUGAUAGUCAUACGGCAGCUUUGGAUAGCAACGGACAAGUGUGGUUGUGGGGAACAUUCCGAGGCUCGAGUGGUCCUAUUGGGCUUACACAACCUGGGGAGAUUUCCGAAACACCUCGUCCUCUUCUAGCUUACCCCUUAAAUGGUCCUGCUGAAAGCAGUGAUACUACUCCAGUCACUGAUUCCAAAUCUGGUCGGUCAAUGAAUUCUGCGGUGUUGACUCCUGGAGCAUCAGUCAUUAAAAUAGCUUCCGGUCAGGACCACUUAGUUUGUCUGACAGAUGACGGUCGUCUUUACACAAUGGGAUGUGGUGAACAAGGUCAGCUUGGUCGUGUGGCUGAACGCUUUGCUAAGGAUGGGGGUCGUUCUGGAAUAAGUUCUCUUCUGCAGCCUACGGAAUGUCGGGUCCGUGGGGCUGUUAGGUUUUCUAAUGUAUGGGCUGGAGGGUUCGGCACGUUUGCACUUUGUCAGUCCACAGGCGCCGUUUAUGCCUGUGGUUUAAAUAACUAUGGCCAGCUAGGUCUACGUGAUACCACCAGCUAUGAAACAUCAGUCGAUUCUAAUUCUCUUGAGGAGACCAUGGAAACUGAAGUGUGUAUUAAUGAAAAUGCUGCGCGAUUAGUAACUGAUCGUCAUGAGGCUGAUAGAUCAGAAGCUAGGCUGGUAGCUCGACAAGGUCCCAUCAUUCAGUUCAUGCUGACACGGGCGUUUGGAUUUGACCCAGUACGUGAAUGGCGUCAGUUUGCAAUCUCCAUGCAUCAUACAGUGGCUUUAGAUAGUCUUGGUCAUGUUUAUGUCGUUGGUCGACCAGAUUAUGGUCGUCUUGGUUUGGGACGGGGUUCAAACUUCGACAAAAUUUCUGUGAACAAGCCUACGCGCGUGCUUGGUGCACUUGAAGAAUGUGUGUGUUCAUGGGUUGGUUGUGGAGAGGCGUGUUCAUUCGCUGUUGAUACGAAUGGUCAUGGCUAUUCCUGGGGCAUAGGGAGUAAUCAUCAGUUAGGUCAUGGGUCGGGUGACGAUGACAGUUGGGAACCAGAAAGAAUGGUGGGGAAACAACUAGAAGAUCGUCGUAUCUUGAUGAUUGACGCUGGUGGUCAACAUACCGUCAUGCUGGCUUGUUCUGCCGUCCAGUCAAAUGAAGUCAAUGCAGAUACAGAUAUAGUAAUGCGCGACGUUAAUGAAGUGUCGAACGGUGCCCCUGAAUCCUCUGUAGUUAUUGAUGCUAACACUACAUUGACUUCGGAUUCCAACGUAUGUUCAAAUAAUACUGUUGAAAAACAACACGAUAACACAUUAUCAUCUGGACCAACCAAAAUAUCAGAUACAACGGCUGACACAUCAAUAGAGCCUAUUUUGAUUGCGCCUAUGGGACCAGGUGCUCCACAAAGUAAACGUAACCGUCGUUCAAGUCGUUCAUCAGUUGCUGGUAGUACAGGAACUACAUUACUUACUCCCGUUGGAUUCAGUUGUGACAGUACUACUGGGAGUACGGCGGGGGCAACGAUCAAUAGUAGUGUUCAUAGCUCUGCCGUUUCAGAUACUUGCUCGGUUGGGUCUUGCACAUCAACUAGCAGUACUAGUAGUCAGUUGAAUAGUGCAAAAAGUACUGAUGGUGGUGGAAGUAGUCGGUGCAGCUCUUUUGAUAACUACAGUGUGCAAAGUAGUUUAUUGUUAUUACCGUCAGCAGAAGAAAAACCCUGUAAAGACAAGUAAUGCUGUGAAGACUACUCAACUUAUUAUCAUUAUGCAACAGCAAAUAGCACUGUAAUUGGUUUCUUCUUUUAUUCCAAAAUGCUCAGCAAGAUUAUUAUCAUUAUAUAUACAUAACUUUUCUCUCAUUAUGUAACUAAGAAUGGCUAUCACCUUAGAAUGUAAGAUAAUUUUCUUUGUGUGCUUAAUUUUCUUUUACGAUUUCUGAACAUCCCACACAAAAUCAGACAUCCAGUUGUAUCAUAUAACUACUUAUUUAUCUUUUGUAUAUGUAUAUUGUGUAUGUGAAAUUGUUAAUAUAAUGAUUGUUUAGCUCACUGUUCAUUUUCAUUCAUUUGUGAAAUUUCUUGGAUACUUCGACAUGGUAAUUCUGUAGGCUAGACUUUUAUUGGAAAUUUAGCAUUUACAACUGUAUUCACAUUUCCAAGCUACGAGUUAUGGAAAUUUUGUGGUUCCAACCCGAUUCAGGUACUUGUUCGUCAGUGCAAGUUUGGAUUGCAGAAGUGAAUAUACACGGUCUUAUGCUCC